AUGGGAAUUUUUGCAUUUUUCUUAGCUUUUGCAACACCUUUUUUAUUAAACUUUGAAUUCAACAAUUUUGAAUAUAAAGUUAACUUAUCUUUUUUGUCGUUAAGGGAAAGUUCGACGAUUAAAAGUGAAGAAAAUGAUUAUUAUGCAAAGUAUAACAUUACAGAAGGAAUCCCAAGGUUAUUUCCAAACAUUCAUCCAUUGGAAUUGAAUCCUAUAGAAGAGGCAACGAAUAGUCAUUUAUUCAAGUACUCAAACACUAGUUUUGCUUUAGAUUGUUACCAAAAGUUGCCUCAAUAUUCAAUAAUUAUUGGCCUCAUUAAGGAAUAUUCAUAUUUUUUGUCUGCUUACUACAGAUUGAGAUGUGAGAAUAGGAACGAAUACCAUGAUGGAACGAAAUGUGGGGAUAUUCCAUACUUAAUUGAUUUAUUAGAUAAUAAGGCAGAAAUUCUAAAUGAAAAAAAGAUUCAAAAAAAGAAUAGAUGUUUCACUAUUGAAUCAAAUAUUGUUUCAGUUCAAUCGAGAUAUUAUGAUCAUGAUGGAUUUAUAGGAAGAAUUAAACCAAUAUUAGAGUCUGAAUUCAUUUUAGUUGAAAAGUCAUUUUUAAGAAGACUAAUUUCAGAAUUUGAGCAAACGCUUAUUAACAAAGUAAUUUCUUAUGAGUUGUAUUGUAUUUCUAAGUUGGAAUAUAAAGGAAAAGGUACAAUUGAUUGUUAUCGUUUAAGAUUGGAAAGUUGGAUUUUGGAACAAGAACUAGUAUUAAUUUCGGAAGAAUACUUUAAACGGAUGUCAAGAUUUGAAAGAUUAAAAGACAUAGUUUAA
Messenger RNA from Cryptosporidium ubiquitum, 819 nucleotides. RefSeq lists its product as uncharacterized. The record is from RefSeq and is a predicted model, not a curated record. The coding region runs from base 1 to 819 and encodes 272 amino acids. NCBI's taxonomy places the organism in Eukaryota, Apicomplexa, Conoidasida, Eucoccidiorida, Cryptosporidiidae. The transcript has a single exon.